This is a messenger RNA of Helicoverpa armigera (cotton bollworm), 750 nucleotides long. Its product is annotated as insecticyanin-A. The record is from RefSeq and is a predicted model, not a curated record. NCBI's taxonomy places the organism in Eukaryota, Metazoa, Arthropoda, Insecta, Lepidoptera, Noctuidae. The transcript is spliced from 4 exons. Bases 57 to 692 code for a protein of 211 amino acids. Gene Ontology annotation, cellular component: cytoplasm. Gene Ontology annotation, biological process: lipid metabolic process; response to reactive oxygen species. Gene Ontology annotation, molecular function: pigment binding.
GUGGGACGGGACACAUCAUUCUUUAUCUCAGUCUUGGACGCUUCAGUUGUUUUAAGAUGUUGAUUUUAAUUUUGUCAAUGUGUUUUGUGGCCGCUUUCGGAGCGGAAUAUACUUUGCUAGGCGAAUGCCCUGAUGUUAAGUUGCAGGAAAAUUUGGAUCAUACUAAGUUUGCAGGUCUAUGGUACACAGUAGCCAGCUACGCCAGCGAUGGUCGCGACAUCUAUGACUGCUCGACUCUGGAGUUCCUAGAAGACAACCUGGGCUACAUGUUCAAGGAAACCUAUGUGCAGCUAGACCAGGGCAAUAGGACCCAGAAGACGUAUCAGGCCAGAGUAGACCCGACCUUCGAUGCUGGGAAUAAAGCUCAGUUUAUAAUGAGCCAUGAAGCUGGAGACAAAGUCCUCCAGUUCCCGUUCUUCAUCCUGUCUACUGACUAUGAGGGCUACGCUAUUGCUUACACUUGUAAAUGGCUGAAAGAAAAGAUCAGGAAACAUUACGUAUUCACGUGGGUGCUAACCCGCGGCAAGGAAAAGCUUCAAGGAGAAUUGCUGAAAAAAGUUGAAAAUACGUUGUCAAAAUACACUGAUCUGGCUGAGAAUAGACAAUCAUUUGUCUUCAAGGACUUUUCUGACGCCAGCUGUGCUUACACCAAGAAAUUCGAAACCGACUUCUUUACCAGUAAUUUCUGGUAAAAUUGUAUAAAAAAAAUAAAAUUAGACUGUGAUUAAAGAUGUAUGGAAUAUUGUUUAA